AUGCAGAUCGAAACCUUCGAACUCGAACGCCUACAGUCCGUGUGGGAGAACCGGGUCGAGUACAACCUGACCGAGAGUGGCAUCCACCCUUUCACCCUGCGCGAGCUGCUGAGCGCCGGGGAAAUCGACGAACUGCUCGACGUGCGGUUGGGCUAUGGCUGGACCAACGGCGAGCCCGAUCUGCGGCGGGCGGUGGCGGCGCUUUAUCCAGGAGUCGACGAGGACGAGGUGUUGAUCACCUGCGGUUCAGCGGAGGCCAACUUUCUGGCCAUGUGGACGCUGCUCGAGCCCGGCGACGAAAUCGUCGUCAUGGUGCCGAACUACCUGCAGAUCUGGGGAUUGGCGCGUUCGUUGGGGGUCACGGUGCGCCCCUUCCAUCUGCACCAAGAUCGCGGCUGGGCGCCGGAUUUAGACGAAGUUCGCGGGCUGAUGUCCGAGAAGACUCGCGCGCUGGUGAUCUGUAAUCCCAACAAUCCCACCGGCGCCGUGCUCAGCCGAGCCAACAUGCAGGCACUGGUCGAAAUCGCCGACGAAUGGGACGCCACCCUGUACGCCGACGAGGUCUACCGCGGGGUCGAGCUCGACGGUGACGAGCGGCCGAGCUUUCGCGACUUGAGCCCGCGGGCGGUGGUGGCGGCGGGACUGUCGAAGGCCCUCGCCCAUCCUGGCCUGCGAAUCGGCUGGCUGGUCGGCCCGCGGGGGCUGAUCGACGCCGCCUGGCACCGCAACGACUACACCACCAUCACCACCAGCGUGCUCAGCGAGCAGGUCGCUACUCUGAUCCUGGCGCCGCAACGCCGCCGGCAGAUCCUAGAGCGCAAUCGCGCCAUGCUGCGCGACAACCUACGGUUGCUGGAGGAUUGGUUGGCCGAGCGCCCGGCGUUGUUCGACUUCGUACCGCCCCAGGCCGGCGGCAUGGCCUUUCUGCGCUACCAUCAUCCGAUCAACUCGACCGAGUUCGCCACCAGGAUGCGCGAUCAUAAGAGCCUGCUGGUGCUGCCCGGCGAUGUCUACGGCAUGGACCAUCACUUACGCCUCGGUAUCGGCGAACGGGCCGACUACUUGGCCCGCGGCCUGGAGUUGCUCGGCGCUGGCUUUGACGAGCUGCGUGCUUGA
Messenger RNA from Nerophis lumbriciformis (worm pipefish), 1116 nucleotides. The record is from RefSeq and is a predicted model, not a curated record. Lineage: Eukaryota; Metazoa; Chordata; Actinopteri; Syngnathiformes; Syngnathidae.